Molecule: messenger RNA, 6707 nt
Organism: Anopheles moucheti
Lineage: Eukaryota; Metazoa; Arthropoda; Insecta; Diptera; Culicidae
Gene: Cbl
Product: E3 ubiquitin-protein ligase CBL
Exons: 9
Coding region: 1834-5547 (1237 amino acids)
Biological process (GO): negative regulation of epidermal growth factor-activated receptor activity; cell surface receptor signaling pathway
Cellular component (GO): membrane raft; plasma membrane
Molecular function (GO): phosphotyrosine residue binding; ubiquitin protein ligase activity; receptor tyrosine kinase binding
Source: RefSeq, a predicted model, not a curated record
UCGAUUCUCCGACUGUUUUUAGUGAAAUGGUUUCAGAAUAAUAGAAAACCAUUGUAAAAAUAAGACGGGUCAGUUCGAAAAACCCUUCACAACAACAAUCUGCAUGAAGGGCAAGUGGUUUAAUGCUGAAAACUUGUGUAUCUCCCAACCCUCGACACAACGCUAGUGGCGUGGAUGGAUGUGUGGCCUGUGUGUGUGUUUGUUUGAGGUUGUGUUGUGAAUUUCCCAGGGACGGAGAAUAGGACCGAAAAAUGCGUAUCCGUGCGUGUCACAGUAUUUCUAUCAUCCCCUCCCGUGGGUUGCAGAAGGAAUAAUUAAUGUAAAAUUCAACCCGCAGUGUGUAUAUCAGCAUCCGGAUAUAGCGAAUUGCAUAGCAACCGCAUAACGGUGACGGAGCAGGCCAUAUCGUUCCCAAAUCACGAUGCAAUUGUAUCCUUUACUCUGGUAGAGAAGCCAUUUUCCAUCCCGCAAACAUUGGAGCAAGGGCCCAGAAAAGACAGUCGAUCAUUGAUUUUCUUGCUGCAUCGCGACCGAGAGGCUGUAGGCCUCGUAAAGAGACCAGAAAAGAAAGGGCAAGAAUCAGGCCCCAGCCAACGUUCGCGAGUGAACGGAAAGCAAAGCUGGCUGGACGCUGGUGGGGAGCAGCCCAAGAAGAAAGGAAGUGAAGAAAAAAACCUCUGCGGGAGAGGAUCGAAAGGGCAGCGCAAGGCACUGUAAGAAGGAAGCGAAAGGAAACCUCGAAAGAAAGCCACACAACCAGCAAAACGACGUCCAAAACGUCGUCGAGAUCAAAGAAAGCCAUCUCCUCCAGUGCGCGCGCGAGUGUGUGUUUUUGUCUAUGCGUGUGAAUCUCUGUGUGUAUGUGUGUCUGCUGUUGGUGGCUGCAGUAAAGCCUGCUGUUCCCAUUUGUUGUGUUUUUUCCCUUCUUCAAAACCGGUGUCUCUGCGAAAAGGGCACACUCGAAGCGAAAGCCACCACCACAUCGGCUCGAAAAGUGGUUAAAGAGGAAAAAAGCGCGAAAAAGUGUGGUGGAAGGGGAGGCGUGCACAUAUGCAUCGUGCGUGUCCAAAAGUGUCGUUUGCUGUGAAAAUGUGUGCUUGAGAAAAAAAGUCGAGAAGAAAAAUUGUAUGAAACGUCCUUAGUAAAGUGUGAAAAUUGCAUUGCUAUCUGAGCAAGCCAGUGUGCAAAAAAGUGGUGUUGGAAAAACGCGGCUUGCGAGUGUGCGUGUGUGUCUUAUGUUUUACAAAUUUUGCUUUCCGUUUCCCAAACCACGAUCAUGUAGAGUGCCGCAAAGAGGAAAAGCGAAAAUUAAGUAUCCAGAAAUUCAUUCCUUUUUGUUGUGCCCGUGUAUGUUUAUGUUUGUAGUGUAGUUGGUACGCCGCCUGCAAGCGUGUUGGUGUGUGAGAAUUUUCCACGCAAUGUGGCGAUCGUUUUAUUUUUAUUUCUCUGUCCGACCGUCGUUCGGCAGAAAGCAACCGUAAAGCAUUCGGUUUUGCGGUUUAUUUGACGUGCACAGAAAAUCUACCCAUCAAAUCUAGCGUAAAAGCAAAGCCCUCGAACCUGAAGAGAGAACGUGACGAGGAAUCGAAUUGCCUGCCGGACGACUGCCGGGAGGAGGGACGUUCUACGAUCAAGCGAUCCGUUCGCCGUCCUUCAAACGUUCCCUCUGUCCGCGAGCGCGACCGGGAGUAGACGAUCGGACGGGUCCUUUAUUUGCGACAGAAAAAAGUGGUGGCCCAGUGAGAAACUUCCACAUACACCACUUCCUCCCGCACCAAACAACACUCUUUCGGCACAGCGGUGGAUCGGUGGUGCUGUUGCGCAGCCCGCAAGAUGGCGGCCACUAACCGGGCGCGGCCGCAGCCCCGCGCCAACAUAUCCUUCUUCUCGAAGAUCCAGGGCAAGAUUAGCGAUGCGUGCGCACAGCAGAAAUUUCUCACCGACAAGAAAACGCUGGAAAAAACGUGGAAGCUGAUGGACAAGGUGGUGAAGCUGUGCCAGCAGUCGAAGAUGAACCUUAAGAACAGCCCGCCAUUCAUACUGGACAUCCUGCCGGACACGUACCAGCGGCUGCAUCUGAUCUACUCCAAGUAUGAGGAUCAGAUGCAUCUGUUGCACUCGAACGAGCACUACAACAUCUUCAUCAACAAUUUGAUGCGCAAGUGCAAACAGGCGAUCAAACUGUUUAAGGAGGGCAAGGAGAAGAUGUUCGACGAGAAUUCCCACUACAGGCGGAACCUGACCAAGCUGAGUUUGGUCUUUUCGCACAUGCUGUCCGAGCUGAAGGCCAUCUUCCCGAAUGGGUUGUUCGCAGGCGAUCAGUUCCGCAUCACCAAGGCGGAUGCGGCCGAGUUUUGGAAGACACGUUUCGGCAACAGCACGCUCGUACCGUGGAAGCUGUUCCGGUUCGAGCUAUCCUUAGUGCAUCCGAUCUCCUCCGGGCUGGAAGCGAUGGCGCUUAAAACCACCAUAGACUUAACGUGCAAUGAUUAUAUAUCAAAUUUUGAAUUUGAUGUGUUUACAAGGCUGUUUCAACCCUGGAAUACGUUGCUGAGAAAUUGGCAAAUCCUUGCUGUGACCCAUCCGGGCUACGUAGCUUUCCUAACCUACGACGAAGUCAAAGCACGCUUACAAAAGUAUAUCACUAAGGCUGGUAGUUAUGUUUUCAGAUUAUCCUGCACACGGUUAGGGCAGUGGGCGAUAGGGUACGUGACGCAAGAGGGUGAAAUACUGCAGACGAUUCCGCAGAAUAAGUCAUUAUGUCAAGCUUUACUAGAUGGCCAUAGGGAAGGAUUCUAUCUGUACCCCGAUGGCAAACCGAACAAUCCAGACCUUUCGUUCGCCGUGCAGAGUCCGCUCGAAGACCAUAUCACCGUGACGCAGGAACAGUAUGAACUGUACUGUGAAAUGGGAAGCACCUUCCAACUGUGCAAAAUCUGUGCGGAAAAUGAUAAGGACAUUCGCAUCGAACCGUGUGGCCAUCUGCUUUGCACACCCUGCUUAACGGCCUGGCAGGUGGACUCGGAGGGACAGGGUUGUCCGUUCUGUCGGGCGGAAAUCAAGGGCACGGAACAGAUCGUGGUCGACGCGUUCGAUCCAAAGCGACAGCACACUCGCAAUUCGGCGAAUGGACGCCAGCAGCUACAGAACGACGAUCACGAUGACGAUACGGAGGACGAUUUCAAUAUUGCCACCUCAUCCCUGCACGCGCUGAGCAACAGCAUGACGCUGGCACGCAACAACAACGACAAGCAAAGUCCGCACUCAUCGCCCCGUCUGCCCCGACGCCAGCAGCAGCAGCAGCAACAGCAACAACAGCAACCGCCAUCUUCGUGUCAACCGAUCACGCAGGCACCGUCGGCACCGGUGCUAUCCGGUAGUGACAUCUAUGCCGGAGGCCCCUCAUCGAUGCUGCUCGUGGGGAUGUCAACGCAGGCACAGCACGCCACCGGCCACAGUGGGAAUAUGGUUGCGAACGCACCAACGGGAACUGCCGUCGGUACCUGCAACUCCUGUCCCGGGCCUCACGCAUCCACCAACACGUCACCAUCCUCGUCGUCGUCCGCAUCGUCCACGACCACUUCCUCUUCCUCGCCCUCCUCCUCAUCCUCCACCUCCUCCACUUCAUCCUCGUCAUCAACCACGUCCUCCUCCUCCUCGUCCUCGUCAUCUUCAACCGCCUGUCCCGGCAACACCGGGAUGUCAUCGGCACCAGUCGCAACCUCGCACCCUGCCCUUAGCUCGCCGGCGGCCAUUGCUGCGGCGGCGGCAGCAUCGGCACCUCCGCUAGCGGCGGCCACCGUAUCGCACACGGUCAACGGCAACCUGGCGACACACACCAACAUUUCGCUUAGCAGCUGCGGCACCAACAGUCCCAACACCCACAACAACCUGGUGAAGUGUAACAAAUCUUCCUCCUCUUCCCUUCUACCGCAGGGUGGCGGAGUUGCUGGUGGUGCCGCCUCCUGUACCGGGUCUCACCAGCAACACCAGCCCGCAAACCGAUUGAGCGCCCCGGUAAGCAGUGCGGUCGGAUCCGGUAACUCUCCGAGCAGCUAUCUCAUCCUGAAGGCACUCAACAAAGCCCUCUCGAGUGAAACGACUGCCAGCUGCCAGGGUGGAUCGAUGGAGUCGAUCUACCAGCACGGAUAUCGACAAUGUACGACGACCCCACCACCACUACCACCCCGCAAGUCCUCACCGGGCAUACUAGCCGGGAGUGCCGGUGGACCUUCCGACGUUCGACUUCAAAAGUCGUCCGCCUGUAGCAACCGUGUGAUCUCCGGCCCAUCUUCGCAACACCUGCAGCCAAGCGCGGCUCGACCUACGGGGCAGAUUAAUGGUGCUUCGAGUAUGGGCAACUUGGCGAACCACACGUCCGGUGGGCUGCAUCUCAGUCGCAGUUCGGAGAAUCUCCCAUCGUUGGCAACCUGCCAGCAGCAACCACCGCCACCACCCGUUCCCAAACAUCAGAAUAUCGUUGUGACGGCACAGGAGCAACACCACACGGCGACUUGUCCCUGUUCCAGCUCACAGCAGCAACAAUCUGCACCGGUGACGUUAACCGACCCAUUCGCCGCCGGUGAUGGCAGCACGGAUAAGGUGAUCGUUGGUCCAGCGGAAACAAUCGUCGGUAUUAUCGACACGAGACCGCCCGAGGCGCGUCAUCCGAUCAUACUGAAGGUGGACGAAAAGUCGGACCAGAGUCUGAUCCUUACCGCCGCCCUAACGCCCAACAACGUGUACCAGUUCAAGCCGACGAGUGCGUCGGUCAGCACCAACAAUCUGAACGGGAUCGUCACGGUACAAACGGCACUUAGUGAGCAAGUUACCAGCAGUCAGUCAGCGGGAGAGUCAGCUACUCAGCCAACGGUCUGCACAACCUCGUCGGUCCAGUACAAACCAGCUCCGGCUCAACCGCAACCAACACCCCAGCGACAGCCACAGCCCCAACCACGAACACAGUUCACGCAACCACAACAACCUACGGCAGCAUCCGGAGCACCGGCGACGACUCCCUCGAACAAUCAUCAGCGACAUCAGUCGCUACCGGCCAACAGUGCAGCCGUCGGUGCGAAGAUCCUUCCGCAUCCACCCUCCAAAUCGAUCACCUCCUCACAGUUGGCGGCAUCCGCAGGUGUUGGUCGAUCUGCCAUCGGCUCCUCCAGCAGCAGUAGCAGUGCCGGUGGCCAUCCGCUGGUGUACGAAAACGUCAACCUAGCAGCCGGCGGUGUACUGAAAGAGUGUUCCAGUAAUCGGCACGGGAUGUCGGCCAGUGGUAGCAACACCACCACCAGCAGUAACAACAACCAUCUGGCGAAUUUCAGCGGCGGUGCAGGAGGAGGGCCAUCGCUCAGUUCGGCCCUCAACAACAACAACAACCCGAACGUACCGUACGAGAAUAUCAACCUGGAGUACAUCGCACGGCUAAUGCAGGAAGGUUACUCGAAGGAGAACGUCAUCACGGCGCUCGGUAUCUCGCGCAACAACAUCGAGAUGGCGUGCGACAUACUGCACGAGUUUGUCAGCAAAAGUGGUGGUGGUUGAGCGGGAAGAUAAGCCGGAGCAGAGCAACCAUGCAACAAUGCAAAUUAGUUAGGCGAUUAGGAUUUUGUAAUGGACAGGACGAUGCUAUUUGCGAAGAUGGACACGAUCGAUUAGGCUAGAAUUCCUUGUACAUAUGUAUGAUUGUGAACUGUACAUUUAAGCGCGUGUGUGUUGUGUUAGGAUUUUCAAUUGCCGCUGAAAUGAACGCGAUCUGAAGCUAGUUUUUGUAAGUAUGCGGAGCGUGUAUUAUUCUUUCAUCAAAUGGAAGCUUUAUUUUAGUUCCUUAUCGAGCGCGUUGAGGUUUACAUUUAACGAUUAGAUAGACACGAGGUAUUGUUUUCUUUUUAGAUCUGUAAACUGUCGCUCUCUAUUUCUGUUUCUGUUUUAUUUGUAUUAAGUAUUUGCUAUCUUCUGGUGCAAGGAGAUAUUUGCAUACGAGACGACACGAGAGUCGCACCUCUGGUGUGCGUUUGCGUGAACAUUCCUGACUGUGACACAUACGUAUAUAGUGGAACGGUGCUUUACUACAACAAAUGCGCACAAAUCCGGACAGGGGACAUUCAGGAUGAAUUGAAUAGCAACAGGAAUCAGAUCUACAUAGUAUAGUAGCACUUAACCGAGGCAGCCAGUAAAGCGCUGACCAUUUUGUGGCCAUUACUCGCUCGUUUAUCUCACAACAAACUGGUAAGGAGUUACAUGAGCAGAAGAACCAGUAGUAAACAUGUUUUUUGCAACAGCAACAAGAAAACUUUAGAUAACUUUCAAUGUACAGCACACGCGUUGUAAAGCUAAUGUAAUUACCCCCGUUUGCAAAGUUUGGCUGUGGUUUUCGCAUGUUUUAUCAUACCUUUUGGAAGGGGGGGGGCGCAAUGAAACUAUUGUAAGGAAAAAGUGUAAUUUUAUCGUUUGGACAAAUGAAAAUCUAACUUGCUAAUGCGAAUAGGAUACGAAUCAUCAUGCUUAGUUGUUCUGUAGACAUCUUGCAGCGCUCGUGUAACCUCGCGGCUUUACGAUACUAGGGGCGGCGUUCGUGCCAAAAGUGUAACGUUAGGUGGCAUUAUGUGCACUGUGUUUCUUUCCAUCUGUUUAAAAGAAAAAGUUACAAGGGAAGCCAAGAAUUGAUAGGUGACGCAUAGUAAAAAGGUUUACUAAUCAUUCGU